This is a messenger RNA of Pocillopora meandrina, 12145 nucleotides long. The record is from the annotation of a GenBank genome assembly. NCBI's taxonomy places the organism in Eukaryota, Metazoa, Cnidaria, Anthozoa, Scleractinia, Pocilloporidae.
AUGUUAUUCCAGUUGUGGAUCGCCCUACUUCUGGGUCUGGUUCCCAGUCCAUUUGGGAUCACCUCCGCGUUACCCAGCAUUCCCGAUCCGCAGAAGAAGGGAGCUUUUGAUCAGAUUCUACAAGCCAACUUGGGCACAGAACGUGACUGUAAGUACAUGUUUGUGUACCCGUAGCAGGAAUGCCCAUUCUCUAAUAAAUGAAGCCAUAUAUAGCCCUUAAAAAAUGAAGCGAAGAAAGAAGAAAGCGCAAAAACAGCUGGAAAGAAGUGACAAGACGAAAUUUUCCACCUCAUUUUUUACGUUUAAGUUCAAAUCAAAGUUCGGUCCCCAAUCCUGACAACUAAAUCCUUAGAAUCACCUGCGUUGCCCCUGAGCCGUGAACAAAAGACUACCGAUCGGAGAAAGGGAAGGGAAUAAUUGUCGUUAAAUUGAAAUUUUUAAACAAAACUCAAAACAGUGCCUGGCUUCACGUUUCGUUCCAUUCGCUGAUGCAGUGCCUAAUGAGAGGGGGACCCUUGUCGCAAUAACUGUCCGCGUGCACCUACAGUGUAUUUCGUUUUUGCCUCGUUCGUGUGUGUUGUGAACCGAAGACCAAAAAAUUUCACGGGUUUUGAAAAUAGUAUUAAAUCAGCCGCUUAUGACAGUUGACGAGUCAAACAGAGGCUGACAGUAUUGUUGCGAGUCUUUUUUGCUGUCGCUAUAGACUACUGGCCGUGGUUGUUCACAGGUCGGAUAACGCUAUCCACAGGAUAAAUCUCUAUCCGGUGGAUAACUUUAUACGUUUUGCCAUCACUUAUCCGCUGGAUAGCGAUUUAUCCGUUGGAUAGCAUUAUCUGCCAUAGAUACAACUGGACCCUGGAGUUCAAAAUAGCUUUAUGACGUCGCAAAGCGUCGAAUUCUUCUAAUUCUAACCACGUGCAUGUAACUUUUAAAUGACCUUUAUGACGCGUUUUGUGACGCAUACUAUGAAUGCGUGCGCGCACUGAUGAUUAACGAAAUAGGACUGACGAAAUGAUAGACGAGUGAAAGCUUAAUCACUAGUCUGAAUUACAAAAUUAUUUUACGAGCUCUUUUGUCUGUUUUAAUAGGUCAUUGAGAUGAGUAGAAGUUCAUAGCUCAAGCUUACGCCGGCCUAGAAAAAUGUUCAUCGCUUUAUUAUUUGGAGGAAACGUGCAUGAUCCCGCGAAAUCUAUUUUACUGAUUCUCAAGGACAUGCCACUGUCAUUGCACUGAAGGUUUCAGUUUUGCAUACAAGAAGAGAGCUUAAACUACAGCACAUAUUCUCUUGAUACACGGGGGUUAGGGAGGGGAAGUGGACGAUUGCGAUGAAAGAAUACGGGGCGAGAUUAUUUCCCGUAAUCACUCGCGCGUUGUCUCCGUUGUUAACAAUAUUUUGCGGAACUAACAUACAAAAAAACACAUACAAACAACCAAACUUAGAAGAACGCUUUCCUAUUUUUAAGCAAAUCCCUACCAAGUGACACUCUUUUAAAACAGAUACUGAUAGGGGUAAGUACACAAAGUUAACAGUAGCAAAACAAGUUUAAGCAGUUUAAUUUUCGCAAAGAUUGCUCACUUUACAGUGGUAUAGCUUUCCGUUACUCUUAGUUAUUAUUCAAUCCUAUGCAGGUGUUCUUGUGGCUCUCCCAAUCAGCUUCCUGGCAUUUUUCGUCGCAAUAUCUGGCAAUUUUGCAACCUCCGCAGAAAUACAACCAUACGCUCUCUUUGCCACAACUUGCGCACCUCGGCGUGCUCUUGGAAACAAAAUUCGAAUUUACAGAAAUUUUCAUGACCUGAUAUUUAUCGCACGGGCUGAGAAGUUCAACGAUUGUAUUAUUCUUUGUUUCUACUCUGAUUUCGUCAAGUUCUUUACUCCUUUUAAGCCUUUCCUGACGAAUAACGGCUCUGAAUUUUUCGUCCAUGUCCCGAUUGACCUCAUGGAUACACUUCCUGGUGUUUCGGUCAAUGUCAGUGAUACACUCCUCCAUUUCACUCUUCACUUCUUUCAGUUCGCGUAGCAAAUCCUUACACUCGGCUUUAUAUGCCUUUCGGAGUUUUUUCCUCUCAUCACCAAUCAACAUCUCAGCCUGCUCGGCAACAACUUCUUCAAAUGAAGGUUGAAGUUUUGCAAUGUUUUCCUUCAGUCGCUUUAAUACUCCUUUAAUUUCUUGUGCGUCUUGUUCUGCCAUCUUUUCCUGGAUUUCAACAAUCGUCAGUGCCUCUUUCAAAUAAAACCUCGAUAUUGUCUUCUUACUCACUGCAAAUCACCGGUUUUCCUCAACUUUCCAACAGCGUGCACACAGAAUGACAUCAUAAUUGUGCACCUCUGUUGUAAGCGAUGAUAAAACAAAGUGAAAAUGCAAACCAUAACGCGCGCGCGCGCUUAUAUCACCGGCUUUCUAAACUCGGGCCAUUACAAACAACUAUUGCACAAGAUAAAAUCAGAUUUGAUGAGGAUCGUUCUACUGUAACAUUCACUUUAUCAUUUUCAGCCUUUUCCAGUCCACCGCUCCCAGAUAGCGUGUUUGAAGGGGAUAUCGUUUUAACUAAACAGCAGCUGAUUAAUAUUGAUAUUCAUGGCGAUAUCAGAGGCAAUGUUAGCAGAGCGGCCGACGGCAACGGACGUCUUAGAUGGCCGAACGGUAUAAUACCCUAUGAAAUUGACUGCAGCUUACGUAAGUGAUGUUGUUAUUCUUUGUAUAAUCAAAACUAUAGAAAAAUUCUCGAACGUGAUUGGAUAUCACCAGCCCGAUGUGAGCAGAAAUAGGACAGUGUGCGCGUCAUGCUUGAUGAUAGGACAGUUAAAGGGACAGUUAUUACGUCAUGCCUGUGGAAGUGGAUAGAACGCGUCAUGUGCGUGCGCUGUUGUCUCGCAUUUCGCCGAGUUAACUGUUUUUUUUUUAUGAGAACGUAUAACCGUUGUCUAGUUUCUUUCUCAAAUUUUGUCAUAAUUUCGAUUAAUUGGCAACAAGACUUCAUGUCGUUCAAUUCUGUCUGUAAUCAUGAUCGGGCUCCCGCCUCGCGGUCGUCUGAUAUUGUUAAUCACUCCUAUGAUUACAGACAGAAUUGGACUCCACUUGGUCCUAUUACCAAUAUUAGUUAGGGCGCGACAGUGAUCAUGGCUUGCUGUCCAAUUGAGCUCACCAAGCGAAAAGCAUUUCUUAGUUGCCGCGAUUUGCAGUCCAAUCGAGCCCAUCAAGUGAAAAACAUGGAAGAAAUACUUUACACAAAUGGAAGCAACAUUUAAGUUCAGAAGUCAAUUGUUGUCUUAACGGAUAUUGUGCAUUAGGCCGAAACAUCUUUUGAGUGUGACGCACGUAACGUCUUGGCGGGAAAUCGACUUUCAAACUGUCUGAUUGGCAGUUACAUAGGUUUUAUGACUUACUAGGAAAACGUUUACAUCCAUGGUCAUAUCUCGAUAGCAAAAAAUAGCGUCCAUAGAAGUAAGAAAUCGCUUUUGUGGUGCUCUUUCACCGCACUUUUUUUCUUUUUUCAGCGCUCUUCCACUUCCUUGUAAUGUUAGCUGUUUUGAAAAAACCGUUUCAUUGCAAGUUUAUCGGGGCUUUAUUACAAAAACAAUACCUUUGUCUUCUUGCCUUUUACAGAAAACAUGCCCGAUGCAAUGAGUGCCAUAGAUGCAGCUAUAAAGGAAUGGGAAAGCAAGACUUGUAUCAAGUUUGUGAAGAGAACAACUCAAAAAGAUUACCUUUGGUUCUUCCGUCAAAGAGGGUAAGAGAUGAAAGUACGGUAAACGUCCUGAUUAAUCUCGUACCCAGAUCCUACUGUGUAACUAUAAUUGAAAUUACAACCGUCUGGCCGUGAAAGGUCUGGGUACAAGACAACAUCCUGAACAAAACAUGUUGAGGGAGGAAGUGUGGUUUGGUGGUUCUCAUCGGCUCCUUGAAAUAUUUUCCUUUUUUUUGAUUGGCUUUUGUGCUGACUUUGUUUGGUUCGACGACGCUUAAUUGAAAAGAGCUCUAAAAGUAAAAAUUGAUUCCUUCAGGUGCUGGUGUAAUGUCGGACGCAUUGGUGGAAAGACGUAUCUAUCAGUUGGAUUUGGUUGUGAAUACAAGCACGUGAUGGUACAUGAGAUCGGUCACGCGGUUGGUUUUUGGCACGAGCAAAGUCGUCCGGACAGAGAUAGUUACGUCCGGGUACUGAAACAGAAUAUACUGCCAGGUAAGUGUAGGUACUUCAUUAUUGUUAUAUGAAGGUAGCGAUGUUAUAAGAAGAACCAUGUCACUCACUGUGUGUCUGUGUUUGUGUCUGUGUCUGCCUGUUCGUUUGUUUGUCAAUCGGUCUGUCUGUCUGUCUAUCCGUCUGUCCGUCCGUCCUUAUGCCUACUUGCUGAAUGUUUCUACUUCUUUUUAAAGGAGUGUAAUAUUAACCAACAAUACAUUAGAUUUAAAAGAUAUGUUAUGGCCGCGUGUGGAUACAAAUCUAUCGUUGAGUGUUUAUCAUAACUUUCACGAGUGACCGAAGCACAGAGUGAGAGACGUUAUCAACAAGAGGAGAUAAAUUCGUUUCCACACGUGGCUAUAUACGCUCUUGUUCCUAAUAUGACUGAAUAUUGAUGAGAUGUUUGAAUCAAAGGCAAUUUGAAAACACGUUUCAAGAGCACCGGAUGUAGAGGUUACCUGAACUUAAAUUCAGCUUGUAGAGAUGCUCCUUAAACUUGUCAGGAGAGAAAGAAAGUUAUCUAAAACAAAACAAAACAAAAAAACGGCUACUCUUUAUAGUAGAAGAGGUUGGUUUCUACCCUAGUAAUGUUUGCGAAGAAAAAAUGGCCUGCACGGAAAGUUAAACUGCCUUAUGAUAAACCCGGUUGCCAUAGUCCACGAAGGGGGGCUCAUUAUUAGUGGGAGAGGUUUGCCGGGGGUCUGACACUAAUAAUGAAAGCCUGCACGUGUGCUACAGUUGCCUUGACGACUAUAAUCGUAUAGAGUGUAAAGAUUUGGUGGGUAUGCUCACUUCGCGUGUUCAGACACGGGAGAAAUUUAUUAUUUCAUUAUUACUCAAAAUAAUAAAGCUAAUUAAAACAUGUUUUCUCCUGGUCAAGGUGUAGAAAGUGCUUUUGCUAAGUAUGGCAGGGACAAAAUAGAUUCUCUUGGUUUACCCUACGACUACGGGUCUAUCAUGCACUAUCCAUUUAAUGCUUUCUCCAAAAACGGUCAGCCAACGUUACAAGCCCUUAAACCAUUAAACGGCAAGCAACCUUACCAAAACCUGAGUCCACUGGAUGCUGAACAGACGGAUUGGAUGUAUGGUUGUAACGCGAAGAAACGAAAACGCAGACAAAGUGGUAAAUUUUGUUAAAGUUUUUGUCUUAACCCUUAAAAUCCCGUGAGUGACCAAGACAGAAUUCUUCCUAAAAUAUCAAUACAAUAUCGAGCAGAUUAGUGAUGAGAAUAAAGAAAAAUAUCAAUUAUGUUUAUCAAGUUGAUCCAAUAACAAAUUCUCUGAACAAACAUCAUAGAAAUUGUUUGGAAAACAGUAAGAAUAAUUACCACUGGGACUAGGGAGUCGGAGAGUUAAUUAACUUUUUUGAUAGUCAUUUGGAACGUCUCAAUCAUUCUGCUUGUAGCCUCAACAAUCCUGGACGUGUAAAAGUUUUGUUUGAAGCUCCCUGCAUCCCGUAUCAAAUACAGUAAUUUCAAAACUUUUCACUGAAGGCAUAUUGGUUUAAACUAACCGAAUUUUCUGCAAGGCAUUAAUCUUGAAUGCGAAAGGACAGUGCAAUCUCUUCUCGCACUAAGCCGUCGCUGCAUUAUAAGACAAAAUUUUUUGUGAGAAGAAAUGAAAAUGUUUUAAAUGAAAGGGCCGCGGAGCUUCGAUUUUACUUAGUUUCCUGAUUGGAAGUAGGUCGGGGGUAACAACUCAGAGAGAGUUUAAUUUUUUUAUGGAAAUUGUGGACAGUUUUAUGGUCAACAGCAAGAAAAGUAGUCAACCAUUUGUAUUAUCUUAAACUGUGUCUGUGUUAAUUUUCCAACAGCAUGCUUCGAUAGCACCCAAAAUUGUUAUUACUGGGCGCGAAGAGGGGAAUGUAGACGAAAUCCACGCUACAUGAAUCGUUAUUGCAAAAGAAGUUGUGGAGUUUGUAAGUAUCAGAAAAUGAUGAACGAUUUUCCUUAUUUGUGGAAAUGUGUCGCUGAUUGAGGUUGAUGUUUGGGAUUGGAGACUAGCUUGGACCUAACUGACGAACUCACAAGAGGAUCAUUAGAGAAUGAUGAUUGGAUUUAUUUUUCUAAGAUAAUUUUACACCAACACUUGCUCUCCUCGGUAAUCUUCGGUUCACCCGUGAAAAAACACUUUUUGGUACGUUUUUGUAAGAAAAGAUCGGUGUUGAUUAAAAUGAUAAGUCCUUAUAAUUAGGCUUAGGUAAAGAUAUUCCUUCAGUGGUACUUUUUACGCAUUUUUUUCUUUUAGAGGCGAACGGGAGUUAAUUACUAGUCUCGUACCCAGACCUUCCACGGCCAAGCGGUUGGAAGAGAUCCUACAUUUUCGCCACAGUUACACGGAGUACGAGAUCUGUUAAAUACAGGAUAUUCAAUAAAAAAGCAUAUCGCUGCAAAUUCUUACAAUUGUUUUAUUGAUAUUAUCCCUUGGCAGGUGGAACCACGGCAGUGUGUAGGGAUAAAGACUAUCGUUGUGCUACGUGGAGAAAUUAUUGCCGCACAAAUUGGUACACAAGAACAAACUGUAAGAAAACCUGUGGGCUCUGCCCCAAGCCUCCGACGGUGAGACCGAAGCCACCAACAGUGAGGCCCAAGCCUCCGACGGUGAGAACGAAGCCACCAACAGUAAGGCCCAAGCCAACGACUGUAAAACCCAAACCACCAACGAUGAAGCCGCAGACUCCUCCUCCACCAAAAACACCACCUCCUCCCAAAACCUCGUCUCCGCCAAACACGCCGCCUCCUCCUCAAACUCCUCCUCCGCCGAACACACCACCUCCACCCCAGACUCCUUCGCCGUCGAACACACCCCCUCCACCCCAGACUCCUCCGCCGCCGAACACACCCCCUCCACCCCAGACUUCUUCUCCGCCGAACACUCCUCCUCGUCCUCAGACUUCUGUUCCCAAUACUCCAUCCACGCAUGCCCCUAUCACAUCAUCUCCAGGGUGUUCCGCGGCUCUUGGGAUGGAAGAUUUCACCAUCAAGGACAGUCAAAUAACAGCGUCCAAGAGCGUUAACAGGUAAGUUGUUGGUACAAAAUGGGUCUUAAAGAGACCUCAUCACCAAUUAUUUUUUGACAGUAACCAACAGUUCUGUUGAUUGCAUUCCCUUACAUCUCAUUAUCUCGGUUAAAACCGAGUACAGCCAUACCUAUGGUUUCAAGUUUACCUCAUGCUAUUUUAAAGUGUCGUUUCUUAUCCUUAAUGUCUUUUAUAUGGAUGUUCUCGAUCCCUGCUAAUUUGAACUAAAAUACGGUCACCUGGCCCCAUUAAAGCAUCAGUAUUUGUCGAAGUUCAGAUCAGUUUAAGCCCAGGUACGAAUAAAACCUCAAACACGCCCAGUGAGGUCUCUAUGUUUCUUCUCUUUUAAACCAGAUUUCAUGGUCCUAGCCAGGCUCGUCUUAACCUUCCGGUCGGCAAAGGUGGUGUAGGGGCCUGGUGCGUAGGGAAGCCGAACAACGAAGUGCACUUACAAGUUGACUUUUUGAAGAAAACCACCGUAACAGGAGUUGCAACCCAAGGUGACAUGAUGAGAAACAGAAAUGGAAAAAGAGUAAAAUAAUAAACAAUAACAAGAGUUUUAUAAUACCCAUUUUCCUGUCCUUUUUUCUGUAUCCUUAGGAAGAGAAAGUGCAUAUCCAAAGUUUGUGAAGGAAUAUAUGCUCUCCUAUAGCGAUGAUGGAAAGUCGUGGGAUCUUUAUUCCAAGGUAACUUAUGAUCUUAACACACCAAGUACAUGGACACUGAUUAAGACUCUGUUUUGAGGCCGAAGAGAACAUGAUUUGGUUCUUAUGACUUCUCCGGAAACUUCAAAUUAGUAUACGCCCAUACCCUGACCCUAAGAUCUGGAGGUUAAUGGUAUUAGCAGGUGUCAGUUGAGGAUUAAAGUAUUUUUGUCUAAUCUCUCUACUGAAUAAAGGAGGUAACAUUCUUAAGGGUUUCCAUCCGAGGUUAAAUGGUUUUUGAACCACACUGCAGGCCCCUGCGCAAUCUACCUUGAAUUUUGAAUCAUAAAAUGGUAAUGGUUAGUUUAAUUGUGAUGUCAAAAGGCAAAACCAAAGAUCCGUCGUAUUAACUUUUAAAUUGCAUAUCAGCUUUGAGAAUGGCCGAAAUAUCUUUUCAGAAACCAGUUUUUAACCUCAGAAAAAAUCCGGAGGAACAGACAACUUUCAAUUAGUUUAAAAAUGGAGAGGUGAAAGUUAUCCAGAAAAAACGGUACUCAUUUCGCCAUCGAUCGUCUAACUUGGGUUUUCAACAGGUUUUUGUUGGAAACAGUGACAUGUCAACAGUCAAGACAAAUCAGCUAACAAGCCCAAUAGUUGCUAGAUUUGUUCGUAUUCUCCCAACUUCCUGGAAUGCGGACAUUUGUCUCAGGGCUGAGUUUUAUGGCUGUCCAGGUAAGCAUACAAGGUAAACGAAAAUAAUAUGUCUUUAGCAAGGACAACUGACGAUAAUGUUGGCGUUCCGAUCAGUUCCACGUUUGUACAGAAGUAAGGGAAUAUAAAGAAUCUAACGGUCUGAAUCUUUUCUUUAGUAAUCAAUCAAUCAAUUAAUUGGCAGACAGUCGAUUGAUCAUUCCAUUGACCAUGUGAUCCGACCGACCGUCCGACCGUCCGACGAUUCGCGGGUCCGACUGUUCGACCGUCCGACCAACCCCCGACCAACCGUCAGUCAGUCAGUCAGCCAAUCAGUUGGUCGUUCGGUCGCCCAGUCAGUCAAUACACACCAAUCGCGAUUCUUUCAAUGAGGAAUAAAGUUAAACAGCGGAUUAAGGAAUCGAUCAAGGCAUAAUCAUAGACUUAAUAACCUUGUGUUGAUGUCUCAAUCUCCGGGAAGGUGAAGAUUCUCAAGUGAGCAUAACUGUUGAUUGUGAGAUGCGAUGAUAACUGCAUAACUCGUUAGAGAAUACAUCGCAGUAAAGACUAAAAUCUGCGACAUGCGGAGUUUGGAUUUGUUACCCAUGGAAUCUUUGUAAAGGUACCCAUUUAUCGUAAGAUUGUCUUACUCAACGGUUUGUUAUGAUCUCUUAGUUCAGCCGACUAAUCCUCCGCCAGAAACGACCCCCAUGAAAUCCACAACGGCCACUGAGGCACCAUCUACUCAGGCCUCAACGACACCAAAACCAGCAUCAUCUAUUCGCCCACAGGCCUCUACGACACCAAAACCAGUCAAACCAACCACAAAGGUCACGCCACGCCCACCAAUAAUAAUACCAGAAAAGCCCACAGGUGAGAAGAAUUAUCUUAUAUAAGAAAGUUUUGUUUAGCGUAUAACCUAUUUUUUUGUCUUUGAUUUUGUAUAAACGCUUCAAAGACUUUCAACACUAUUUUCUUUAUAUCAGGCUUUAAGUGCGAAGAUCUCCAUCCAAACUGCGCAGAUUUUGCCAAGAGGGGGGAGUGCACCAAUAAUCCAGGCUGGAUGGGAGAAAACUGCAAGAAGAGUUGUGGAUCCAAAUUAUGCGAUAAAGAACCUGUUAGACCUCUUGGUUAGUACAGCUAGGAAAUGUUUCUUUCCGUGAAGAAUGCUCUCUCCAUGCCGGUGUAUGAGAAGAGGAAGUAUUUCUUUGACAAGGAGAAUUAUAGUUAAGCUCCUGAGAAAGCUUUCCUUUUCCUAUUCUUAUUUAAGUUAUGUUUCAUGAAAACUCCGCGAGUUAGUGUUGGAAUCUCAAUUACAAGUGAGGUGCGUAUCAGUGAACUCCAACUAUGCACGGCGGACGGUUUGCCAGAGGAAUCUAAUAAAUUUGAAUUAAAAGCGCAUUCAUUGGGUCCCUUCUUGAAUCAAGUAAGAACGAGGAGACAUCAAUGUUUCUCUUUUUGUAGUCUCAGUCAAUCGACCCAUAAGGUUAGGAACAUGAACCUACAAACUCAACCUCCAUCUUGUCAUUCCAGUGUCAGUUUCCUGAUUAUUUGAGCCUUUUCUUUGUUCAGAGGCAAGCAAACAAAGACUUUUUAUGAACCCUUUAAACCCUAACAGUGACUGGCAUCAAAUUUCUCCCAACCAAUUUCUCCCCUGAAUCACACUUAAGGUCAUGAGAAUAAAGGAAAUGAUCAACAACGAAAGAAACUUUUGAUUGGUAAACAAAUUCUCCUUGUUAGCACCAAGGGAAAUGUAUAGAGAACAGUAUGGAGAAUAUACAUGCUGAUGUUAGGGUGUAAAGGGUAAAUAGUGACUAGGCACGCGUAGCUUUUUAGUUGCCUUUAGGCUUUUCAAACCUGUUAGAAGCUUUACCGAACUUAAAACAAAGAAUUGUGUUUUUAUUUUUCUUCGGUAGCUCCAUGCUCCAGUCCACUCGGAAUAGGUUGGAAUUUUAAACUGCCUGACAGCGCAUUUUCAGCGUCUUCGUCACUUGAUGUUGGUAAGAAGACUGUCCACUCUUUCUUUAAUCAAUCCCAUAGCUCUACAUCUCGGGGUAUACACAACUAGUUGGUCUCAUAUCCAAACCUUUUACGGUUAAGCUGUUGUUCAGUUACAGUUACACGGUAGGAUCUGGGUACGAGAUAAAACUUAAUAUUUCUCAUUGGCUUUACAGGUGGCGGCUGGGACAGCGGUGCGCGCAAUGCACGAAUGUAUUUUACAGACAGUUUUGAUUCCAAGCGGGUUGGGGCCUGGUGCGCAGCGACGCCAAAGAACCAAUGGCUGCAAGUGGACUUAGGAAUGGACAAACAUAUUACAGCUGUUGGAACGCAAGGUGAUCAACGAUGAAGAGGGAAUAACUAAAGAUAACUUAGUUAUUAGUUGCCCUUUAAAAGUGCAUUUCAAUAAAAUAAACCAAUCCGGUAGAAAGACCGAGAGGAUCAAAGGAAAAAUAAGGGGCCAACUGGAAUUAUAUAUAAAAAAGACAAACUUCCUGGAGUGAGGGAAAGUUUGCAUUUUAUUGCUCGAGGUGACAUGGUUUUUCCAGUGCAAUCCCGGAUUGCUUUUAACGCUCAAAUGUAAAUUGCUCUAGUAGAUGUAAUGUGAAAAAAAUUUCAAGGUUCUCAGCUUCGUUUCUCAUGGGCGAACCGAGAAUUGCUCGGAAGGUGGAUCCUCACCAUUAUCCUCACCAUUAUUCUAGAAUUCAAGCAAUUGCAGAGUCGAGAAAGACAGAAAUCCUGUAACGUUUUUCUUCCUAAUCCGACUCAAAAUACUCGUAACAGCGAAAGCAUCAAUAGGAAGUAUUAUUCGCCAACUGUGUCCUGAGGACAUGAUACCAGCUGACUUUUAAAGCAAGUUCCCUAAUGAACGUUAUGCUCUAGACUUGUUAACAAUAUUUCUCUUCAAAUAUUAGGACGACACAAGUAUUACGAGCACGUGAAAUCGUAUAAACUCGCCUUCAGUAAGGAUGGAAACUCUUGGAGUUUCUACCAAACAGAUGGCGAAGACAAGGUAAGACUUGCUGCAGUCUUUACUAUUUGUUCAAGAGAACAAGGAACUUCACCAGAAAACCAACACAUAUUUUUACUUAUUCCUCGGCUUGUUUUGAAAUAAGCAAAGUUUCCUUCCUUAUCGGUUUUGUUUUCUUUCCUUUACAGGUAUUUGGCGGGAAUUGUGAUCACUUUACCCCCGUCUUAAAUUUCUUGCAGCGUGGCGUUACCGCUAGAUAUAUCAGAUUUUAUCCAGUGACUUAUAACUACGUCUGUAUGCGUGUAGAGGUGUACGGCUGUGACGCUUGAUUACAUAAUAUGUUACCCACUGAAAUAGCACUGUCUCCGAGAUGACACUACACGUUUUUUAAGUCCAUUACUAUUUACGAGUAGUUUUCUAUACGCUUGUUAACUUUACUCUUCAUUUCCUUCUCCCGAAUGUUUUCCUCAAUUUCCUUGAAACGGAAGUGGCUUAAACUUACAAAGCUUCAAUGUAGAAAAUGUGAACUGCGACAAUGAGAUAAGGUUUCCUCUUUUACCUACCAGGUGUUUGUUGGUUUGUUACCUUUUCUUUCUUUAAGACUGAAAAUGGCAAGCUUGGUCAAUAAAGGAAUUAUGACAUGAC